AUGGCGAGCGUGAGCCCGAACCUCCCGUGGGUGGAAAAGUACCGACCCAACUCGCUGGAUGAACUUAUCUCGCACAAGGAGAUCAUCUCGACUAUCGAGACCCUCAUCGAUCGCCAGCAGAUGCCGCACCUGCUGCUCUACGGCCCGCCGGGGACGGGCAAGACUUCGACCAUUCUUGCCUGUGCCAAGCAGCUGUUUGGCCCCUCGUACAAGUCCAUGAUCCUAGAGCUUAAUGCGUCUGAUGAUCGAGGCAUUGCAGUGGUUCGCGAUCAGGUCAAGUCGUUUGCGUCGACACGGAAAAUGUUUGCUACCGGGUUCAAGCUCAUCAUUCUUGACGAGUGCGAUGCCAUGACCAAGACGGCGCAGAACGCGCUGCGGUGCAUCAUCGAAAAGUACUCGCGGACAACCCGAUUCUGCCUCAUCUGCAACUACGUCUCCAACAUCAUUCCCGCGCUCCAGUCGCGGUGCAUGCGGUUCCGGUUUGCGCCGCUGAGCCAGGACCAGAUCGAGCACCGGCUCAACCACGUACUCGAGGCCGAGGGCCUCACCCUCACGCCUGACGGCAAGUCGGCGCUUCUGCGGCUCUCGCAGGGCGACAUGCGCAAGUGCCUCAACAUCCUGCAGUCGGCGUCGCUGGCGUCGACCGUCCUGGACGAGGAGCUUAUCUAUUCGACGACCGGCGCCCCGAUGCCGUCGGACAUCAAGCUCAUUCUCCGCUGGAUGCUCAACGACCCGUACUCGACUGCGUACGCCGCCGUCACCAAGCUCUGCACCGACAAGGGGCUUGCCCUCAUCGACAUCGUGCGCGAGAUCCACGUCGUCGUCGCCACCAUGCAGUUCUCGUCUAACGUCCUCGGCGUCCUGCUCAAGGAGCUCGCCGAUCUCGAGUACCGCCUCACCUUUGCCACCACCGAGCGGGUCCAGCUCGGCGCCCUCGUUGGUCUCUUUGCCGUCGUGCGCGAUCUAGUCGGCACCGAGCAGGCACAGGCCCGCGCCCAGCAGCAGCAGCAGCAGCAGCAGCAGCAGCAGCCGACCGCCAUGGAUGUCGCCGCGCCAUCGUCGUGA
Molecule: messenger RNA, 1065 nt
Organism: Thecamonas trahens ATCC 50062
Lineage: Eukaryota; Apusomonadida; Apusomonadidae
Product: replication factor C subunit 5
Exons: 2
Coding region: 1-1065 (354 amino acids)
Biological process (GO): DNA-templated DNA replication; DNA repair
Cellular component (GO): nucleus; DNA replication factor C complex
Molecular function (GO): DNA binding; ATP binding; DNA clamp loader activity
Source: RefSeq, a predicted model, not a curated record